UUUUCUGUUAUUUUACGAAAUUAUUAUCAGCAUUACAAGUGAAUGAAGAGGAUCGGACUGGAAUUUACUUUAUCAAAGUCAACUCCAGAAAACACAAGAGGAUGAAAGGUAACUGACAUCAGAACUACAGUUUCAUUCAGGAUGUCAAUUCAUUCGGCAGAUGACUUGAUUCAGCUCGCAGAAGCUUCUGAAAGAGUUCGAGCAGGACAUGUAGAGGUCAUAAGUCAAACAAGCUUAACAGAAUCUGUGGGACCUGGUGGUGAUGCAGGAAAUAUAGUUCAAAAUGGAGAUGAUGGACAAGGUCUUGUGGGGACGAGUGGUCAAGAGAACAUUGGUAAUGCAAUAGAUAUAGAAGGACAGAAUGAUGGAUCCCAUCAAAUAGUCAGCAUAUCGGGCGGAAACCAGGAAACUCAAACAAUCAUUUUGCAAGAAUCUGAGGAACUGGGAAACAUUCUUCAGGAAGCUGGUGUUGUGCACAUCAUUGUACAGGAUGAAGAUGGAACUAGCACCACACACAGUCAAGGGGAGACAACUGUCAUUUCUGAAAAUAUUGGAGAGCUCUUAGACAGAAUAGCCAGCAUUACUGGUGAAUCUGUUUGUCAGGAGCUACUAACAACUGCUUCAAAGGAUGAUGUGGGUUCAGUAGAUAUAUCUGAAGAAGAUAUUGUGGAUAAAAUUACAGGGAAUGAAAAGAAGAACAAUCUAGAUGUUUUACAGAACAGCAGCAACAACUUUAAACAUGAUGGGGAGCUGCUCAGCAUGUCUCUUAUGCAAAGAGGUAAAGAGCACGGUUUAACUGUUUUACAGGAACAGCAGUGCUUGCAAGGGACAGAAAAUCAGUCCAGCAGUUCAGCUGUUAAAGAAGAAAAGGAUGGAAGUCAAAAACUUGAGGAUGAUUUAGGGGAGCUUAAUGAGGAGGACUCUGUAGAUGAACCGUCAGCAUAUGAGGACGAUGAUGAGUCUGUCAACACAAAAAAGAAGAAAAAAAAGAAAAAGAAAAAACUUUCAGAAAAAGAGAGUGUUUUGACAACCAGUCAGGACAAGAUAAAUGUUGAAAAUGAUGGAACAUCACCAACAAAACGUGUCCGUCCAAUUAAAUGUGAUGGGUGUGGGGAAAUGUUCCAAGAUCAGGCGAAAUUUAAGGCUCACAGAUUAGAGAGUGGGGAAAGGCCAUAUAAAUGUCAUGAGUGUAAAUUAGAUUUUGUCUGGAAAGUUGAUCUUGCCCGACACAAUCGUGAAAAACAUGUAUACAUGUGUUCUGAAUGUAACAAGUUGUUUCCAACACAAACUACAUUAGAUAUUCACCUCUUUCAGACCCAUAACAAACCUACACCCCAUCGCUGUGAAGAUUGCAACAGAAAGUUCCAAUCUGCAGAAGAUCUGGAAGAACAUGUUCGAUGUCAUCAAAAUGACCCAAAAACCAAAUGUGAAACCUGUGGGAAAAUGUAUGUCACCAAGUACCUACGUCAGCACAUGCUGCAGCACAACGGUACUAAACCAUAUAUCUGUGACAUAUGUGGGAUGGGAUUCACUACAAAGAGAUCUGUAAAUUUCCAUAAGUCCAUUCACUCUGGGGAUAAACCAUACGAAUGUGACAUCUGUCACAAGACAUUCCGUCUAGAGGCUCUCGUACGAUCUCACAAAAGGACACACAUGAAGAGUAAACCAUUUCUGUGUUCUUUCUGCGGGAAAGGCUUCACUUCGAAUUCAGAUUUACAGCGCCAUCUUCAGGUCCAUACGUCGGCAUGGAAGUUCAAAUGUUCCAUCUGUGACAAAGGUUUUGGACAGAAAGGGCAACUUGAUACUCAUUUCAGAAAGCACACUGGUGAGAAACCAUUCAAAUGUGACCAGUGUCCCUGUUCCUAUCGAAGCUGGAAAAGUCUGAAGGAUCAUAAGAAGACUCACCUCGCUAUCAAACCAUACAUGUGUGAAGUUUGUGGAAAGGGAUAUAUCCGCAAUGCUCUUCUCCAACAGCACAUGCAGAUUCAUGCAAAAGCGGAGAUAAAGUGCAAAACAUGUGGGGUCAUUAUCGAAAGGUUGGAUCUGUAUCGUGAACACAUGAAGGAGCAUAGAGAGGAAAAGGAGAAAUUAUGUAACUAUGAAUGCCAUAUUUGUCAGAAAAAAUUCUACAUUCAGGUGCGUUACCAGAGACAUCUAGAUCUUCAUGCUGAAAGGGGAACUACAAUAUUUCCUUGCACCAUUUGCUCCAAAAAGUUUAAGUCACAGACAGUUUUAGACUCGCAUCGUAUAAAGAAACAUAACUGUCUCCCAUCAGAAGUGCCAGUGCAGCAGCAACAACAGCAACAAGGGAUUCAGUAUCUGGAAAAUUCACAACAACAAAUACAAAACCAGCUACAACUGUCAGAGUCACAGUUUCAACAUCCACACCAUCAACAGACAACUCCACAACAACAGUCUCUGUUAGCUCCACAGCAUCAUGAUCAACAGUCACAACUUUCGCAUCUUCAGUCUCCUCAUGUGUCUAAUCAACAGUCACUUCAACAACACAUACCUCAAUCUCAACAGUCAUUCCUGACUCCACAACAACAGCAACAACAACAGCAGCAGUCACUGCUUCCUCAUUUGCAAAAUUCUCAUCAAAUUCCCCAUCUUCAGAGUUCGCCUCAGCAACCUCAACAGUCAAUAUUACCUCAACAGCAAUAUACUGGGCUGUCUCAACAACAAACUCCACAACAACAACAGUCUCUGCUUUCUCACCAGUCAGUGCUUGUGCAACAAGCUGAGCAUUCCGCGUCUCCCUUACAGACUCAUACGCAGGCAGUAGAGCAGACAGCUAUUGAAGUGGCACCACAGUCCAUACAAGGUAAAAUCUUUACUUGUACCCUUUGCCAAAGGACGUGCGACAAUGCUGAAAAAUAUGAAAGUCAGCGUACCCCAGGAAAUUACAUCUGUAUCAAAUGUCAUCUAAAAGAAGGCUCGUCAAUGAACAAAAUCCGAUACAAGUGUGCUAUCUGUGACCGGCUAUUCAUCGACCUUCAGAAAGCCCAACUACAUAGUAAGGCCCAUGCUAACACUCCAGAAGUAUCUGUCAGUGUUACAGACGCGACUGACCAGACUUACAUGGUACAGAUCGUUGAUGGCGAUGGAGACAAGGGAGGUAAUAAAGUCAUUCACUACUGUGAUAUAUGUGGAAAGGGAUACACAUGGAUCAACAGUUUACACAGACACAAAAAACUUCACUGCACAGAAAAUCUCAAGAUUAAAAACACAAGCUUCAAGAACUAUAAGUGUGAAAUUUGUGGAAAGGGGUUCACAUGGAGGUCCAAUUUGAACCGCCACAAACAAACACAUCGUGAUAAAAUUGUUUACAUUUUCCGCACAGAAGGAGAGGAAAUGACACUGGAAGAGGACACUGCCUCCACGGAUAAACCUUUCAGUGUAACUGGCAUUGAGGGGACGGAUUAUCUAGAGAUGGAUUCCACUUAUGAGGAUCAUUUGGUUGAGGAACAAGUUGAAAAUAAGGAUGUUGACAAAACAUUUACAUGUGAUGUGUGUGGAAAGUCCUUUUUGUGGCAGAGUAGUAUGAUUUCACACAGAAACUCUCACUUUACAUUCAACAGUCAACCAAAUAUUGGAAACACCAUGACAUACUCUAACAAUAUUCCUAACAUUACAACAGCUCCAAAUAAGAUGGAACAAAUGACUGACCCAAGCAAUAUAGGGAGCUUGAUCCAGGCCAGUAAUACUGUUGUAAUGCAGUCUGCAACAAACGAUCUGAUGACCAUGAACAGUGCCCCAGUAACUCAGGUAGUGUCUAACUUACAAAUGCCGAACACUACUGCAGGGAAUAUAAACACUGUGGCAACUGUUGUACAGGUGGCUCAGAGUGGCUGUGUCUGUGAUGUAUGUGGCAUUGAUUUUUUUACACAGAAAAAUUUAGAAGCUCACAAACAAGUUCACCUCAUACCAGAAGUUGUUAUAGGAUAUUCGGAAACUAACCACAUGGAAUAUCCGGCUCUUCCUUCCGAUAAAAAAUUUACCUGUGACAUCUGUGGGAAAGGUUUCAGUUGGAGCAACAGUUUAAGUCGUCAUAAACAGGUUCACAAACGGCAGGUUUCAUCAUUGAUUCCAGGUACAAGUUUGUCAGAGCAGGAGGAUAUGCAAAAGCCUUUUAAAUGCUCCUUUUGUGGGAAAGGAUUCGCGCGACGUGACAAUUUGAAUUAUCAUCGACGAAUACAUGUGGAUGCCAAACCAUACAGCUGUCACAUCUGCGGGAAGUCAUUUAACUGGGGAUCAUAUUAUAAGCAGCAUAUGGUAAUGCACAAGGGAGAUAAGCCAUAUGUAUGUAAGUAUUGUGGAAAGUCUUAUGCCUGGAAUCUGUUGUUGCAAAACCAUUUAAGGACUCAUACUGGGGAGAAGCCUUUUCAAUGUGAAAAAUGCAAGAAAAAUUUUCGACAAAGGUCUCAUCUGGCGGUCCAUAUGAGAAGUCAUUCUGGUGAAAAAUUAAGCAAAUGUGAAGUCUGUAGUAAGAAGUUUUUCGAUUCAUCAUCACUUCGACGUCACAUGAGGAUUCAUUCCAAGGAAAAGCCAUACAAGUGUGAAGUCUGUAAUAAACAAUUUUCAGAUAGCUCCAAUCUCAAAAGUCACAUGAGACGCCACACCGGGGUGAAACCAUUCGAAUGUGGAGCCUGUGGAAGGUUGUUCAGUGUAAAGCAAAACCUAACACGACAUUUUAUUGUACACAGAAAAGAAGAAGCCAUCGCCAAGGAAAGAGCAGAAAUGAGUGCAAAGAAGUCAAAGGGAAAAACAUCAUGAAGUGCUCUCUCUGUAGGAUUUUCCUUCGUCUAACUGGUUAUGGGUGUGGGUACUUUUAAAAGAAAAUAUGAAUAUAAAAGUUAAACUUCAAUGUUUUAAAGUUUCUUUAAAUGUUUGCAAUGGGAAUAUAAUUGUAAAAAAUAUAUAUAGUACAUGCUGGCAGUGAUAAAGUUUUCAUUUAAGAUUACAAGAUAAUAAGUAAUGUAUGACAUGACAUGAAAGUGUACGAUAUGUGUUAAAGCUAUGUAGAUAUGAAAAUUUAGUUGAGAAAUGGAAAGUACAUAUAUCUAUGUAGUAAACAUAGAUUUAUACAGGUGAAUAUAUGAGGAAUAAAUCCAUUUGCUUGCAAAGAUGAUCAUAAUUGUGGAUAUGAAAUUACUGUUCUGUUAAUUCAUGAUUCGGAUGCUAGCUUGAUUGUGAAUGCCGUGUUUGUUGAGUAUCACUGUAAUGUUAAGAAAUAAAUCUAGAGAUCACAGUAUUAAUUUUUGGAAUAGAAGAUGCAGGAAUGGAGAACUUGCUGAUUCUGAAUGUGAAGGUCUUAUAUAUGGAGGUGGAUAUUUUGAUUCUGAAUGUGGUUUUGUUGAUUUUUUGAAAAUGCCGCACAGCUGCCAAUAGGAUGAGAUAUUGGUAAUAUUUUUCAAUAAGCCUAUCAAUAUGGUAGGUUGAUUGUGGAUUUACAUACAGAUGUUUGUAAAGGAAAAUGAUUGUUGCAAUAUAUCACCCAUGAAUUUUCAUCACACACUACUCUUGGUAUGAUGCUUCAUAAUAUUUGAUGUAUUUCUUAGAUUGCAGACUUUUUGCAGUGUUUGACAGAGUAACCUCCCUUUCAAGACACCAUCACUUUGCAUGAGUCCAUGAAUUAUUAUUAUUUUUUCUUUCUUUUUUUUUGUUUGAGAAGAGUUAUAGCCCUUGCAAUGCCAAAUAUGGUAGUUUUGCUUGACUUUAUUGUCAUCUGUGAUUAUGAUAUUCAAUGCAACAAUAGUUUUCAAGAGUUCACAAAUUAUGUUAACAGAAAUUAUAGUUAUGCCAAUACAUAAGAACGUAAUCUUUCCCUAGCUGAACUCUAUGCACAAAUUCACACUGGAAAGAGAGUGUAACCAUAUGUAGGAACAUCUAUAAAUUUUGUUACAUCAGCUAAUAUUCUUGUUGAUUAUAGUAGAGCUUUUACAAUGAAGAUAUUUUAUUUGAGCUGUGAUUGAAUAUUUCCAAGCAUCAUGAAUUUUUAUUCCAAUGUUUGGUAUAACAAUAUAUAGAUACUCCAUUGAGAGAAUAGGAAAUCUGGCAGGCUCGGUUGAAAAAAAAAAGGAUAGUCAUUUAUUGGGGGAAGCGUAUAGUCAACGCCGUCAUUUUUUUGUUUUUAUUUUUUCUUCUACUUUUAUAUUUAAUAAUUCUGUUGUCGAAUAAAGAUACAAAUAAACUGCUUUUUUAAUGAAAAUUUCCCAGAUCCUAGUCCUGGUAAUAAAAGAAUUGGCAUUGCAACUGAAUGAAACAUAACUUAGGGAGAUAAUUUCAGAAAAAAAUCUCAAUAUGGUUGCAUUACAGUGUUUGACCAUGGGUGAUAUUUUUGUUCAUUACAUUACCCAAUUAUAAAGGAUUUUAUUAAAUAAAAAGAAUAGUCCUUGUUAAAAUUUCAAUAGUCAUGUUGAAGUAGAGAACAGGGGGCUUCAUUCAUUUCUGAAUAAUAGUUUUGCACGUUGUUUGAGAUUACUAUUUGAGCAGUCGAUUCUGUGUCUACACAUCGAAAGGUAGCUUUACAGAAAGUGAAAUUUCCUUUGUGUCCAUCUGUGUUCAUGUUUUGAAGCCCUCACAGUUGGAUUUUUUGAAACAUGAGUACAUGUAGUUUGUUACCAUGACAAUGUUAUUGAUUUCUAGACAGGUGUUCAGAAAUAAAUUCCUCAUAUGGAGGUGUAUUUUGGAUUUAAGAUUAGUAGCAUUUUAGCAUUUUUUUGUAUUUUUAGAGUUGGUAAACAUGGUUAUCACAAGUCAGAAAUCAGAUGAAAUUUUUUGUUAACCCAAUUUUGAUUUCUAAACUGCCACUGUUAUGUAGUAUAUAUAUAUAUACAUAUAUAUAUACUUGUAAGGGUUUAUUUUUCACAUGUGUUAUCUGCUAUACUUAUAUAUCUCAAACAUGUCCUAUGGUCCUGCUACCUAUGAAAUGAACAAGAUUAAUUACACACCUAAAUGCUGUCAGUGUUUGUUUCUCUGAAUGUGUUUUAUUAUGUGUUUAAUCUCAAUUUCAAGUUAAGAAUUGAUGAAUACAUCUUGUUAUUUAUCAUUAACAUUUUUCAGUUAUAGGUGGAUUUCCAGCAUCACGUUCAUUGUUCAAUUGUUCAUUCCAAAUAUAUUUACAGUUAUAACAAGACACCAAACUAAACAUGCAAUGCAAUAGAUUCACUAUGUGGCAUGUUAUCAAAAUUACUAAUACCUAUAUAUCUGUCUUGCAAGGAAAAUGUAUUGGUUAUGCUGUGUUGAAAGUUUACUGUUAAUUUGGCACUAAGUUUGUCAAUUAUGUCCUAGAAAACAUUUUUACUUCAUUUUGUAAAUUUAUGUCAUAGAAAAAAUAUUACAUUAUUUUGUAAGGAUGGUAAGUCAUGUUUUAGAAAAAAAAUUCUGUUAUUUUGUAACAGUAGAAUUUCUUACUAACAGUUUGUUAUCUUAAUGAAAAUGACCAAGGUAAGGUCUGUCUUAAGCACAGUUGAGGAUCCCUAUUCUAUGUUAUCAUAUGCCAGCGGGACUUUGGAAAAUUUGAAACCUCUGUGUCUGUACAGAGAUAUGUUUAUUAGAACUUAGGAUUCUCUCCCCUGUGUCUUGUACUCAUUGGGAUAUUUAUUGCUAAUAUUUGUAAAUGUUCACAGGAGCAUUUGACAAUGUUUCUAGGGGAAGGGGCUGGUGUAGACAGUGAUAAGUGAUUCAAUGGGGACCAAGAAAACACUAAAGUGAAAUUUAUCCACCUCAAGAAAGUUGGUGGUAUUCAGCCAACUACUGUUCUUAAAUUUGUAGUAUAAAAAUGUUUUUAAGUAAAAUACCUGUGAGAGAAGUGCAAUUUCAAAUACAUUUUCUCUCUGGUAUUUCAUUGGUUUCCACACCACACAACACCAUCCCCUUAGAAACAUUGUUACAUGUCAUAGUGUGAAUGAUAUACAGGUAUUGGUGUGAAUGUGUAAUAUGUAAUGAAGAAAUGGCAUCAUUUCAAUAAUAAUAUCUAUGAUGAAAUAUAUGUAUUGAUAGAAUUUGUUUCAAUUCAAAAAAUAUUGUACACUUUUUAUUAUCUGGUUUGGUUUUGUUACUGUCUCAAGUUAUAAUUUAGAUCCACUCCAAACACAUUUCUUCGGCCACAUCUCAAUAUUGUCAUAACUUGCCAUAAGAUUUUAAAUUAUUCAACCAUUUAAUGUGUCUUGAAAAUUGAAUUGUAAAUUGCAUUGUGGAGUAAGAAUACUUGUAUUGUUUUUAUGAUACAAAUCUGAAAUGAGGGCUCUGAUAUUCAGAUCUAGUUAAUUUUUUUCCUUAUCAUAAACAUACAUAUUUAUUCAA
Molecule: messenger RNA, 8307 nt
Organism: Ylistrum balloti
Lineage: Eukaryota; Metazoa; Mollusca; Bivalvia; Pectinida; Pectinidae
Product: zinc finger protein 91-like
Exons: 3
Coding region: 142-4776 (1544 amino acids)
Source: RefSeq, a predicted model, not a curated record